UAAUGGGCUAACUGCUACGUACUCUGCUGAACGCCGGCAAGUUGGCCUCAUUCUGAAUGUCUCACAAAACCACAAUCGACAAGCUGCUUGCGGUUUGUUGGGAGGAUAUACCAGAAUAUUGAUACGGCUCUACUUUGAUUUUCAUGUGAAACUGGAACGGUGCUCUAGAGGGCUCCACUUCAUCAUUGAACACAUCCAUGCCUAGCCUGAUCAUGGAGAGAGGACGGCAAAAACUGCAAAAUGUCCUGGAGGAUGGUCUAAGCAGAGAUUUGAUAAAUGCCGGCCGGUUUUGCUUCAGCUGUGAGCAAAUAUUUUCAGAUCGGAGAUGCCUGGAGGAACACGUUUGUUCUGCUGCAAGUUACAUCUGCUCCUGUGGAACUGAGUUUACCCAGUACAAAGACAUGCUAGAGCACAGCACAACGCAUGAACCAGGGCACCAAGUGCUUGAUCAUGAAACAAUAAGGAAGCGUAGAAUUGAGAAGCGCAUAGAAGAGGAGGAGAAGCUGAAAAGAUUACAGACAGGUGAGGUUGUCUGGAAGACACCUAAUUUGAACAAUGUGCCAUCAGUUUCCUUGCCAGUGAAGCCUAAGCUGCAAGUACCCUUAACGUCAGCUUGUAUGCCAGUUCCCAUGCAGUCUGCACAGAUUUCACAAGUGCCUGAGUUGUACCCCUCAUUGUCACAAGCAUCUAUCCCCCCAAAUCCUGUCACCUCUACAACAGACAUGCAGAAUAUUUUUGCAGGUGUAGGUUCACCAACAGUGGAUCUUUGGACACUUUACCAGCCAGUUGUGUUGUUGCAAACGGUGCGUAAGUUUAACAAGAAGAAGCCAUACACUUGUGGUAAAUGUGGGCUUUGUUUUUUUACAAAGACUUCUCUAAUCUCCCACCACAGCUUUCAUGUCACAGAUAAAGUUUCUGGCUGUAUAGGAUGUGGGCUGCUGCUCUCCAGCAAGAAGGUAGUGCCUCGCUUCCAUGUUUGUAACUCACCCAAUACUGCUACCAAAUUCAGACUCAUUACAGCGAGACCGGUGAGUUUCAAGAGUGUAAAUGAAAUCGGUACAGACAGGAGUCACAACCCGCGGGCUCAGGGGCCUCAGGCCACUUCCAUACAGUUGAAAAGACAGAAUCUCAGUGUAGCCAGUAAAGGCAUUCGGAUACCUUGCGUCACUUCCACCCUGCAGUUGAAAAAUCAGAAUAUCAGAACAUACAAUAAAAGCAAUCAGGGGCGUCAUGUCACUCCAUCCCUGCAGUCAAAGAGUCGGAAUCCCAGUGCAUCCAAGCCUUUUACGAAUGUCUCCCUUCCAUCAAAGAGUCAGAGUCCAAAUGCAAGUGCAUCCACUAAAAGCAGUCGGGAGAUUCCUGUCACUCCCUCUGUGCAGUUGAAGACGCCCACAAACUCUGCAUCAGACGUGUUGAGCGAACCUAUGCAGAUGUCCUCUGCACCAAAUGCGUUCACAUGUCGAGUCUGUCAUAUUCCUUUCGAAACUGCUCAGCUGCUUCAGAGACACAAGUGCAUCAAAGCACAGGAGUUUAUGGCACAGCACAUGCGAGGUGGCAGACAACAUUACAAACUAAAGAGGGUUACACCGGCGGCAAGCCCAGUUCAGGUGAAUGGUGAGAAAAAACUUGAGGUCCCAGCUGCUGGUAACACCAAAAAAAACCAAGUUGUGGCUGUCAGUCUGGACAGAGGGCAAGGUGUGGUUCCUGUGAAUGGGAAAACAGGAGUGGAUAUGGAUGAUGAUUGUUACAUUGUUGAAAGUGGACCAGACAAACCUGCUGAGAUGAUUUACCAAGUAACUUCAUCUGUUCCAAUUAAGACUUGACAAAACUAGAGAGCCGCAUCCAGUUUACUUGUGAUGUUUUUAUUUUAAUUAUGGACCAAGUGCUUAAAGAUUGCAGUCUCCCGGCUGAACAGCAUCCACUGGUUUAGUUUCAUCACACAGGAACACAAUGCUCCAAACUAUUUUAAAAGACACAUAAGUUUAGGAUGUAUAGUGACAACAAACAUGCAUCUUAAUUAAGCUGGAUUUCUCUCAUCAGUGCAGUAAACAGUUUCAUAUUGACUAUAGACAUAAGAGUCUUAAGUUGGUGCCCUGCAAUGGUUAUAGAAAAUGUAAAUCAAUAAUGUUCAUUAUCAAAAUGUAUGUGCAUGGUUUACCCAUGUUUAAUGGGAUAACCUGGUACUGCAUUAAAUUUUUGUUAUGUUUGUUUUUAAAACACGUUUUAUUAUGAUCAGAAUGUGUUGUGAGGCCGUGGGAACUGAUUACAAUACCUUGUGUGUUCUUAGCAGUUUUGGCACACUUCAAGAAUACAGUAUAUGUUGUAUUAAACUAUAUUUUCAAACUCACUGA
Xiphias gladius (swordfish) is the source of this 2351-nucleotide messenger RNA. RefSeq lists its product as uncharacterized. Gene Ontology annotation, molecular function: DNA-binding transcription factor activity; RNA polymerase II cis-regulatory region sequence-specific DNA binding. The transcript is spliced from 2 exons. The coding region runs from base 198 to 1823 and encodes 541 amino acids. Gene Ontology annotation, biological process: regulation of transcription by RNA polymerase II. The record is from RefSeq and is a predicted model, not a curated record. NCBI's taxonomy places the organism in Eukaryota, Metazoa, Chordata, Actinopteri, Istiophoriformes, Xiphiidae.